GCAAAGGGAUUCUCCGUCAGAAACCAUAACCGUCCACAGUCAUGGUGUCCAAAGUUGCUCUUCUUCUCGCCGUGCUGGUGUGCAGCCAGUACAUGGCCCAAGGCGUCUAUGUCAUCUCCAAGGGAGAGUGGGGCGGCCGUGCUCCCAGCUGGACCGUAGCCCUGGGCAACUACCUCGGCUACGCCAUCAUCCAUCACACCGCCGGCUCCUACUGCGAGACCCGGUCCGCCUGCGAGGCUGUCCUGCGCAGCGUCCAGAACUACCACAUGGACUCCCUGGGCUGGCCCGAUAUCGGCUACAACUUCCUCAUUGGAGGUGACGGCAAUGUGUACGAGGGUCGUGGCUGGAACCGCAUGGGUGCCCAUGCCGCCGAGUGGAAUCCCUACAGCAUUGGCAUCAGCUACCUGGGCAACUUCAACUGGGACACCCUGGAGCCGAACAUGAUCGCCGCUGCCAAGAACCUGCUCAACGACGCCGUCAACCGUGGCCAGCUCAGCUCUGGAUACAUCCUCUACGGACAUCGCCAGGUCAGCGCCACCGAGUGCCCCGGCACCCACAUCUGGAACGAGAUCCGCGGCUGGUCCCACUGGUCCGGCUAGAGGCUUACGAUUACAUAAAUAAACCAAUCCGAGCACAAA
Drosophila guanche is the source of this 638-nucleotide messenger RNA. It is a transcript of the gene PGRP-SC1a, whose product is annotated as peptidoglycan-recognition protein SC1a. NCBI's taxonomy places the organism in Eukaryota, Metazoa, Arthropoda, Insecta, Diptera, Drosophilidae. The transcript has 2 exons. Gene Ontology annotation, biological process: innate immune response; peptidoglycan catabolic process. Gene Ontology annotation, molecular function: zinc ion binding; peptidoglycan binding; N-acetylmuramoyl-L-alanine amidase activity. The coding region runs from base 42 to 599 and encodes 185 amino acids. The record is from RefSeq and is a predicted model, not a curated record.